This is a messenger RNA of Neogale vison (American mink), 1483 nucleotides long. RefSeq names its product nuclear protein 2, transcriptional regulator (gene NUPR2). NCBI's taxonomy places the organism in Eukaryota, Metazoa, Chordata, Mammalia, Carnivora, Mustelidae. The record is from RefSeq and is a predicted model, not a curated record. Gene Ontology annotation, biological process: negative regulation of cell cycle; regulation of transcription by RNA polymerase II; negative regulation of cell population proliferation. The transcript has a single exon. Gene Ontology annotation, cellular component: nucleus. Bases 689 to 985 code for a protein of 98 amino acids.
CUUCUUGGGAGCGGCUCCAAUCAUGGAGCGGCUUCAUCUGCGGAGCAGCAUCAUCUCGAUCGGGCUUGUCCAGUGUGGCCUUCCUUGGAAGUGACCUUGUUGGGAUCAUCGUCACCGGCUUUUCGUAAGAGGUAGGUCUGACCAGUCGUUUGAUUACUGAUGCUUGGCCUGAAAUAACGUUUUGCUUGACCUUUGCUUUGUAUCAGUCUCGUUCCUUUGAUCAAAGACACUAACACUUCUCAGUGGACGGCCGUGGGCCCCUGCGUUCCCGGGACACCAGAGUUGCUCCUACGGGAGCGACCGAUUUACCUCACGUCACCACCGGGCACUCCCCCGUCACCUAUAACCUGUCUGAUGUUCACGGCUGAGAAGAGUCUGUGGAUGCCCCGGCCUGUUUCCCCUACGCAGUCUCUCACGGCUGACUUGGGGCCAUUUUCCAGUUCGGGCGAGUGUGGACCGAGUGCUCGGCCGGACUCCUCCGAACGCCCUUCCUGCAGUCGCGGCCAGAGGCCAGGCUGAGGGAGUGGCCGCUGCUCCUGCACCUGGAGCUGGGCCCUCGCGAGCAACUCCUUCCGGGCUCUGUGACGUCACCGAUGUCCCGCCCCUCACGCAGAGCCAAUCGGAAGGCGGGGCACGGUCUGCCAGCAGCGGGGGCGCGCGCGGGCGGGCGGCCCUGAGGCGCAACGCCAUGGACCCGGUGCUCCUCAGCGCCCAGGUUCAGGCCCCGCCGCAGCCACGGGAGGGGUGGCCGCCCGUGAACUCCGAGGAGGAGCUCUACGACUGCCUGGAUUACUACUACCUGCGCGACUUCCCGGCCUGCGGGGCCGGGCGCAGCAAGGGUCGGACGCGGCGCGAGCGGGAGCUGCGCACCAACUGGCCCGUGCCCGGCGGCCACGAGCGCAAGGUCGCGCAGAAGCUCCUCAGCGGCCAGCGCAAGCGUCGCCAGCGCCAGCUGCAGCCCCGCGCGCGCACCCGCCUGGUCUGAGCGCGGGUGCGUGCGGGCUGCAGCCGGCGGGACCCUGGCCCAGAACCCUGCCCCCCGGGCGCCCGUCGGGCUGGCCGUCUGCGACUGCGGCGGGCAGUGUCGCCCCCUCCGCUGGGGCUCCCGCUGGCGAGUCACGGCUGGCGCCGCUCCCCCCUGGGCCACAGUACGAAUGGUGUGAAGGAUCGAGAAGAGGUCGGCGGUGCGGAAACAUCUCUUUAAGACAAGAGUGGAGCAGUUUCCUCCAGCACCAGCGCGCGGGCCAGGGCCGGUGAUCGGCCUGGCGGUUCCCUGCGGGGCGCCCGGCGGCCCCGGGCGAAGUGUUUUCUCCGGCUCGGCGCAGCUGUGCUCCGCAGGGGAGAAUGCAUGUGGACCAGCAUUUCUUCCCGACGUCGCCCACGUUGACCGCCGCCGCCUCUUUUCCUUGUGAUUGUUAAGUAACACCAAGUGUCCAACGGGUGUGCCUUUUUAGGGUUUCUCAUUAAAGCAGCAAGAACGGCA